Aspergillus novofumigatus IBT 16806 is the source of this 1720-nucleotide messenger RNA. RefSeq names its product glycoside hydrolase family 88/105 protein. The record is from RefSeq and is a predicted model, not a curated record. NCBI's taxonomy places the organism in Eukaryota, Fungi, Ascomycota, Eurotiomycetes, Eurotiales, Aspergillaceae. The coding region runs from base 251 to 1447 and encodes 398 amino acids. Gene Ontology annotation, biological process: carbohydrate metabolic process. The transcript is spliced from 3 exons.
GAAAGAUUUUUGAUAUUUCUCCACCACUCUGGUGGAUGCUCCUUGCCAAGAUGGCUAGCUAAUUCUCCGUUUUGACAUUUCUCCGUCUGCGUAGGGGCCUUGGCUCUCCUGUCUCCAGGCCCGAGGCAAUGUAAACAAUCCUCAGGAUGUCUUGGAAAUUCUUGGAACCUGGUAUAAGAGCGAGAGAAUUGUGAUCCUUCUUCCUGCAGGAUUGUAUAUGGUAGAGUAAGAUAGUAUCAUACACACGAGAAUGAGUUCAAUCAGCAAGUCCGCGCUGCUCGUAGCGGCCCUGAGCGGCCUCUCCCAGGCAGCCAACUAUACCGAAUGGAUGGCUUCGUCCUUCAUGACUAAGAACAUCUCCCUGUCCCGCAACUACGCCAACGGCGUCCUCUACACGGGUAUGGAGUUCGCCUAUAACAAGACUAAGGACGAACGCUACUUCACCUACAUCAAGUCGCAGGUCGAUGCUGUUGUUGACCCCUCCGGCGGGCUGAUUAACUACCCCGCGUCAACCGUCUCGCUCGACGACAUCCGCAUUGGACUCAACCUCCUUUGGCUUUGGACAAAGACAGGAGAUGACAGGUACAAGAUUGCGGCUGAUACCCUCCGCGAGCAGCUCAACUUCACCCCACGCAACAAGGCGGGUGGGUUCUGGCAUCGCAAACCCACGUACCCGAACCAGAUGUGGCUGGACGGGAUUUAUAUGGCGGAGAACUUCUAUGCGCAGUACACCGCGUGGUUCCAGCCAAACAAUGCUACCGCAUGGGACGACAUCGUGCUGCAGUUUGACUUGAUCGAGGAGCACUGCCUGCUGAAGUCCGGAUUGUUGGUGCACGGAUAUGACGAGAGUAAAGUGGCAGUCUGGGCUGGUAUGUCUCCGAGAAACCUCCCUGACCUCACCGUGAUCCUAACACUGUUAGACCCUGUUACCGGCGGCGCACCCCAUGUCUGGGACCGCGCAGUGGGCUGGUACUUCAUGUCGCUGGUCGACAUACUCGACUACCUGCCUCGAUCGCAUUCCGGCUAUGAGAAGAGCCUGCGUCGUUUCCAGUCCCUGGCAAAGGCCCUCAAGAAGACACAGGACAAGUCCGGUGGAUGGUGGCUCAUCAUGGACGGGGAGUACCCGAGUGAUCCCCGCAACUACAUCGAGAGCAGCGGCACCGCCAUGUUUGCGUAUGGAUUCCUCAAGGGCAUUCGUAAGGGAUAUAUCCGCUCCAAGGACUAUAUGGCUCCCGCGAAGAAGGCGUACAACCUCAUGGUGGACAAGUUCGUUGAGAAGAAUGCGAACGGCACACUGAAUUGGCUUGGCACAGUGCAGGUCGGCAGUUUGGUCAGCAAUGGCACCUUCGAGGUGAGUAUGCGCCUAUAUCCGAUGCAAAGAAAUGAUCUUUCAUGUAUGCCAGUUAUGAGAUUGAGGCUGCUUCGAAACAAUAGAGAGAAGGGAUGACAGACGUGCAAGACAAGGAAGCGGACCAAAACUUGGCGGGAUUCCUCGGACUCCGGAGCAUUUAAAUAGCUCACAUGGCUGAGUCAAAUUUGAGUGUGACAGUGAGACAUGUUCCUAGGAUUGCAAACCUUUUUCGGAAAAGCGGGAUUCCUCGUAAGUCCAUCACGGACUAAUAUACGAUGGUGGCGUCUGAGUCGUGGCCAGAAAGAACUGAGGGGUAGAUAGAAUUAGAGCGAAGUUAUAUAGACCAUGGGUCCUUCAAGUGAACAGGAG